Molecule: messenger RNA, 1212 nt
Organism: Kwoniella shivajii
Lineage: Eukaryota; Fungi; Basidiomycota; Tremellomycetes; Tremellales; Cryptococcaceae
Exons: 10
Coding region: 1-1212 (403 amino acids)
Biological process (GO): phospholipid metabolic process
Molecular function (GO): phosphatidate phosphatase activity
Source: RefSeq, a predicted model, not a curated record
AUGGCUUCUCCAAGAGUAUCAACGGAGCCCACCAUCAACGAGAAACCCAGAAGGUCUUUCUUUGGUGGCAACAGAAAUGCUAAACAGCCUGUAAUGGGUACUGGUACUGGCAACGGUGUUGGACAAGGUACACUUGGAAAUACCGAAGCUGGAUAUAGUCAUGAACAAGGACAUGGUCAGUACCCACCCGGUAACGGACACGGAAACGGUCAAUAUGGUGGUAACACUCGACAAGGUGGUUUUACCCAUGAUUUCAAGUUUGGUACUUGGAUCAAAUUACAUCUCGUUGAUUUGAUCACCAUGGCUGCUAUGGGUGCCAUUGGAUUAGGUGUAUACGAAGCUGAUCCUGCCCCUACAAGAAGUUUCCCUGUUUAUAACGUCGACGGAUCAGUUGCUUAUCCCGAAUUCGCUUAUCCAUACCGUAAAAACAUUAUCCCCAUUUACGCUGCCGCUUUGAUCGCCUUUUUCGUUCCAUUCGUAUUCUUCGCUCUGUUCCAAAUCAGAAUUAGGAAUCUGAAUGUCUUCCUGGGUACUACCUUGGGUUUAUUGGAGAGUCUGAUAACCGCAGCUGUGUUCCAAGUAUUCCACAAAUGGUUGAUUGGUGGAUUGAGACCUCACUUCCUCGACGUCUGCAAACCCGAUGUUUCUCAACUGGUUCAAUCAGGUAACGGGUUCAGACAGAUCAUGUAUGACCGAUCAAUCUGUACUGGUGACGUGGAUGAUAUCAAUGAUUCUCUUGAGAGUUGGAUGUCUGGUCAUUCUACUGCUGCUUUUGCUGGUUUUGUUUAUCUUUUCUUCUACUUCAAUGCUCAGCUCAAGGUCAUGUCCGACCACCGACCUGCAUUCUGGAAGAUGAUCCUCACCAUCGCCCCUCUCCUCGGUGCCAGUUUGAUCGCCGCUUCUUUGACUGUAGACGAGUACCACAACUGGUACGACUGUGUCGGUGGAGCUGUAGUUGGUACUCUCACUGCUAUCGUCGCAUACAGAAAGACAUUUGGAGCACUUUGGGACUUCCGUUUCAACCAUAUUAUGCUUCCUCGAUCAACUUCCCUUUUCCAUCGAACUGCCGUAAAUGGUGAAGUCAGCACUUCUAGGUUCUCUUAUACACCUCAAGAAAGUAUGGUUCAAAGACCAGUCGCUGCUGAAGGUGGUUGGAGAAGAGACUGGGGUAGUGCAGGAGCACCAAGUGACGCUACUGCCAUGAUGGUUUAG